Molecule: messenger RNA, 345 nt
Organism: Darwinula stevensoni
Lineage: Eukaryota; Metazoa; Arthropoda; Ostracoda; Podocopida; Darwinulidae
Source: the annotation of a GenBank genome assembly
AUGGCAGGUGCGAGAUGCGAGUCUCGAUGCGGUGGAGGAACGAAUGGCGAAGAAUGCAACGAAUACUGCCCGUGCGGGGAGGAGUUGGAGUGCGACGCCCGAGAGCAUGAAUGCCUCUGCCCGCCGGGCUGGACGGGGACCGACUGCCGCCAGUCCUGCCCCGACGGCUUCUUCGGGCGCGGCUGCCGCGAGCCCUGCCCCGAAUGCGGAAACGGUGAGGGGAUUCUGGUCAUCGGUUUAGUUCUGUGGAAGAAAGGUGCAAGGAUCAUCGCGCUCGGUUUCCUCGAUUUUUUCGAGAUGCUUCCGGUUCGGCUCGACUGGAUGCAUUGGGACGAGAAUUGCUGA